AUGGAUGAACAAUGGGGUAGACAGUAUGGGAAGGGAUGGGAAGGGUCUUCUCAUCCACAUGGACGGAAUGUCUGGAUGGCCACCUUCCUGUGUUUGAUCAUUUUUCUCACCACCUUGGGGAACACCUUGCUGAUUCUCCUCAUCUUCACCCAGAGGUCAUUGAGGAACACCUCUAACUAUUUCCUGGUAUCCCUCUUCAUGUCGGACCUCAUGGUGGGACUGGUGGUGAUGCCACCGGCCAUGCUAAAUGAACUCUAUGGCCGUUGGGUCUUGGAUGUAAACUUCUGCUGUAUCUGGUACUCAUUUGAUGUCAUGUGCUGUAGCGCCUCCAUCCUUAACCUCUGUGUCAUCAGCUUGGACAGGUACCUGCUCAUCAUCUCCCCUCUCAAGUACAAGCUCAGGAUGACCUCCUGUCGAGCACUCGGCUUGAUUUUGGCCACCUGGACCUUAGCCGCAUUGGCCUCCUUCCUGCCUAUUGAGAUGGGUUGGCAUGAACAGGACCUUGUUAUACAGUCCAGGAACCUGACCUCUGAGCCCCAGGAGAAGCAAUGUCGUCUGCUGGUCAGUUUACCCUAUGCCCUGGUUGCUUCUUGUCUUACCUUUUUCCUUCCAUCAGCAGCCAUCUCCUUCACGUACUGCAGGAUCCUCCUAGCUGCCAGGAAGCAGGCUGUCCAAGUGGCUUCUCUGACGACUAAUGUGCCAAAUCUAUCUGAAGAACAUGCCCAGGUGGGUCUGUGCCACGGAGUAUUUCUCAGGUUUGGGUGUCCACCUCGUUGUCUGCCCCCCAGAUUAUAG
Messenger RNA from Pelobates cultripes (western spadefoot toad), 795 nucleotides. The record is from the annotation of a GenBank genome assembly. NCBI's taxonomy places the organism in Eukaryota, Metazoa, Chordata, Amphibia, Anura, Pelobatidae.